CAAAUCCCACUCUCCUCUACAACUGCACGAAGAUUAUAAGAAAGAAGAAGAAGCAGAAAAGACCAAAACACCACUUGAUGGGAACCACAACCACCGUUCCUUUCACAUCCGCCGUCAGAAUUCAGGGGCUCCUUCGUCAUUUCCAACCCCAUGGCAACAACAAGAAGAAGAAGACGCUUCUCAAAACCCACAAUUUCGCUCCCAACAACAUCGCUUUGUCUUCUUCAAUGGCGUCCACUACGCCUCUCAAAGUUUCUGCAUCUUCUGCAAUUGGUGCGACGAAUGAAGAACUGAAAGUGUCUUCUUCCCGUUUGGUCGGAGAGAACGGCUUGCUGAUUGUUGGGCCGGGAGUUCUCGGUCGUUCGGUGGCGAAUAAAUGGAAAGAGGAGCAUCCGGGGUGUCAAAUACAUGGGCAAACUGUGACAACUGAUCACCAUGAGGAGUUGAUUGAGGUGGGCAUUAACCCGUCUUUGAAGGGAACGGAAAUGGUCCACAAGUUUUCUUAUGUCAUAUUCUGCGCUCCUCCCUCUCGGUCCCUGGACUAUGCUGGUGAUGUGAGGGAAGCUGCAUUGAGCUGGAAUGGUGAGGGUUCUUUCUUGUUUACCUCAAGCUCUGCACCAUAUGAUUGCAACGACAAUGGAGAGUGUGACGAGGACACUCCUGUGGUGCCAAUAGGGAGAAGCCCCAGGACUGAUGUCCUUCUAAAAGCGGAGAAAGUAGUUCUUGAGUUUGGUGGAUGUGUUGUUAGAUUGGCAGGACUUUACAAAGCAGAUAGAGGUGCACAUACAUAUUGGUUAGAGAAGGGGACUGUUGAGAGUCGUCCAGAUCACAUUUUGAAUCUAAUUCAUUAUGAGGAUGCUGCUUCCCUUUCAGUUACAAUCUUGAAAAAGAAACUACGUGGUCGAAUUUUCUUGGGCUGUGAUAAUCAUCCUUUAUCCAGGCAAGAAGUAAUGGACUUGGUUAAUAAAAGUGGAAAAUUUAGUAAAAAGUUCGAAGCAUUUACAGGAAGAAAUGAUCCUUUGGGGAAGAGAUUGAACAACUCGAAAACUCGUCAGGAACUCGGCUGGGAGCCCAAAUACCCCAGUUUCUCACAGUUCCUUGGGACCCUUUGAAGUUUCAAAUACUCUCCAUUUAUCCCCAUUUGUUGGAAAAUAAAUUCACUCAUGGUGGAAAGUGUUGUGCUAAGUUGGAGCUACAGCCUGCAAGGUCUCUUGCUUCCGGUUGUUGGUUCUGAUAAUGCUCAUUCGAGUUUCGGAUUCCAUGAUUCCACAUUUAUAGAGAACUGACAUUCAGAUUUGUAUAACUGAUUGAACAUUGAGCGGCUGAUUCGAACUUGUUACUGUGUACAUGGUGCUGAUACUGUUGACCCCGAAAUUGGAAUUCGAUAAUGUCAUAAAUACGAGAGGGACUCUUAUAUGAGGAUAUUAUUGUAUGUGUACUAAAAUAACAGUGCAUGUUAUAUGAGAAAUCUGUUUUUUUUUAUU
Molecule: messenger RNA, 1484 nt
Organism: Morus notabilis
Lineage: Eukaryota; Viridiplantae; Streptophyta; Magnoliopsida; Rosales; Moraceae
Exons: 9
Coding region: 78-1112 (344 amino acids)
Source: RefSeq, a predicted model, not a curated record